Drosophila busckii is the source of this 831-nucleotide messenger RNA. RefSeq names its product trypsin beta-like. Gene Ontology annotation, biological process: proteolysis. Gene Ontology annotation, molecular function: serine-type endopeptidase activity. Lineage: Eukaryota; Metazoa; Arthropoda; Insecta; Diptera; Drosophilidae. The record is from RefSeq and is a predicted model, not a curated record. Bases 18 to 776 code for a protein of 252 amino acids. The transcript has a single exon.
UUCAUUGUACUUGCAAUAUGUUGAAGUUUGUGAUUUUGUUGUCGGUCGUUGCCUGCGCUUUUGGUGCUGCCAUUCCUGAGGGUCUCCUACCCCAGUUGGAUGGACGCAUUGUUGGAGGUACUGCCACAACUAUCGGAAACUAUCCUUAUCAGAUUUCUUUGCAACGUAAUGGCGGCCACUCCUGCGGUGGUUCCAUCUACAACAGCAAGAUUAUUGUCACUGCUGCCCAUUGCCUGCAGGGAGUGUCCGCUUCCAGCCUGCGCAUCCGUGCUGGCUCCAGCUACUGGAACUCUGGUGGUGUUCUCAUCAAUGUUUCUAGUUUCAAGAAUCACGAGGGAUACAACGCAAACACAAUGGUCAACGAUAUUGCUAUCCUCCGUCUAAGCAGCGCCCUGUCCUUCAACGCCAACAUCAAGGCUAUCGCUCUGGCUGGCUCCGCUCCCAAUAACGGUGUUGGUGCUGUUGUCACUGGUUGGGGAACUCUUAAGAGCGGUGGCACAAUGCCCGCUCAGCUUCAGGAGGUUCGCGUCAACAUUAUCGACCAAAGCAAAUGUGCAUCCAGCAGCUACGGCUAUGGUAGCCAAAUUAAGUCAACUAUGAUCUGCGCCGCUGCCUCCGGCAAGGACGCCUGCCAGGGUGACUCUGGUGGCCCAUUGGCCGCUAAUAAUGUGCUCGUCGGUGUUGUUUCCUGGGGCAUUGGCUGCGCCGAGGCCCGAUACCCCGGUGUCUAUGCCAACGUUGCCGAACUCCGUGGGUGGGUGAAUCAAAAUGCUUAAAAUGUUUGUGAAAUAAAGCAAAGAAUUGACGAUUAUAAAACUAAUGCGAAUUAUA